AAAAAACCCAACAACACACGUCUCAUACAAAGUUAAAAAAAAACUAAGGGCUGCAUCAACCUCCACUACUGAUCAUAAACCCCUAAAACUCGUAACGCAGCACAACAACCAAACAGACCCGAAAAUGGACUCCUCCUCCUCAUCUUCAUCUUCUUCUUCCUCACAAGCCGCCUCGUCGUCCAUGCACUUGGCAUUGGCUGCGUUGUUCGGAGCUUCAGUAAUGGCGAUCUCCGCCUUUUACAUCCACAAGCGCACCGUCGACCAAGUCCUCGACCGCCUCAUCAAGCUCCGCCGCCGAUGCCCUUCCUCCGCCACCGCCGUCGCCGCCGAUGAUCAGUUGUUCGCUUCCGAAGACGACGGCGGCGGAAGCUAUUUCGUCUCCGAUGGAGAGAUUGAGAUUGAUAGGAACACUGCUAGGUCUUUGGAUGAGAACGUGCUGCUUAGUAGCUACAGAGUUUCGUCUUCAAUGCCGAAUGUAGGUUUAUCGAACCAGUGGUUCGAUGAUGAUGAGGCCAAAUGUUAUCAGUUAAUGCGAUCUGGAAAUCAAGCUUUGUCAAAUUCUUGGGAUAAGUCCAAUUUGAUUCCUUCUAGUCUACCGCCUAAAGAUGGACAGGAUCAAUCUAUGUGGGUGGGAUCAGGUGGUAGGCUAAUGACUCCUAGAUCCUCAGGUGGCUAUGCAUUUGGAAGUGCAGGAGAUUCUGACGAUGAAGGAACAGAGCUUGCUACUGGAGAGGACCUCUACACUUAUGAGAACAUUGACUCUUCAGCUGAAUGUAUAAAUUUAAAUGAUAACAGUUCAAACAUUCAAAAUUUAUCUGCUUCUCCAUUCAAUGAUGACAACAGGAGCUGUAUUCUAGAACAGAAAAAUAGAGCAAUUGCAAAUGAAGCAAAGGAAAAUGUAGAUCAAUAUGGUGAUGGAAAGGCAGAUACAACCUCAAUGCACAUCAUGGGGAAUGAUCCUAGUUUAACCAACAUUUUUUUACCUCUGACAGCUACAGUGCAUGAGUCAAUGAACAAGGAAGAGGAGGAAGUAUGGAAGAUGAUUCGUGAUUGUUUGGAUUUGCGGGAGAAGUAUGUCUACAGGGAAGUUGCCCCAUGGAUAAAGGCAACUGUGGGAGAAUCUUGUGCAUCUGGAACAAAGAAUGAUCCACUUUGCUUUGUCCCUGUUGAAGCCACUGCUCACCACUUUAGGAUGGAAGACGGAGUUGUACACGUUUAUGCAAGUGAAAACGGUUCUCUCUCUCUCCCUCUCUCAGACUCCACAGAUCUUUUCCCGGUUGCAAGUUCAACAACGUUUUUCACUGAUAUGCAUCACCUCCUAAAAGUUACUUCCAUUGGAAAUGUUCGGUCUGCAUGCCAUCAUCGAUUACGAUUUCUUGAGGAGAAAUUCCGUCUUCAUCUGUUAGUGAAUGCAGAUCGGGAGUUUUUAGCCCAGAAAAGUGCACCCCAUCGUGAUUUCUACAAUAUCAGAAAAGUUGAUACUCACGUGCACCAUUCUGCUUGCAUGAACCAGAAGCAUCUUCUGCGCUUCAUUAAGUCAAAAUUAAGAAAAGAACCAGAUGAGGUUGUCAUAUUUCGUGAUGGAAUAUAUCUUACACUUAAGGAAGUCUUUGAGAGUCUGCAGUUAACAGGUCAUGAUCUUAAUGUUGAUCUACUGGAUGUGCAUGCUGAUAAAAGUACCUUUCAUCGAUUUGACAAAUUCAAUCUCAAAUAUAAUCCUUGUGGUCAGAGCAGACUCAGAGAGAUCUUUCUGAAACAGGACAAUCUCAUCCAAGGUCGUUUCAUAGCAGAGGUGACAAAGCAGGUUUUAUCAGAUCUUGAAGCAAGCAAAUUUCAGUUGGCGGAGUACAGGGUGUCCAUAUAUGGAAGGAAGCAAAGUGAAUGGGAUCAGCUGGCAAGCUGGUUCAUUAACAAUGCACUAUAUAGUGAAAAUGCUGUUUGGUUAAUCCAGCUCCCACGGCUAUACAAUGUGUACAAGAGCAUGGGAACCGUUACAUCCUUUCAGAAUAUUUUAGACAACGUUUUUAUUCCACUAUUUGAAGUGACAGUUGACCCAAAUUCUCAUCCUCAGCUACAUGUGUUCCUGAUGCAGGUUGUGGGCUUUGACCUUGUUGAUGAUGAAAGCAAACCGGAAAGACGCCCCACUAAGCACAUGCCAAAGCCGGCUGAAUGGACAAAUGAAUUUAAUCCUGCAUACUCUUAUUAUGCUUAUUAUUGCUAUGCGAACUUGUACACCCUCAAUAAGCUUCGCGAAUCGAAAGGAAUGCGUACAAUCAGAUUGCGGCCUCACUGUGGGGAGGCAGGUGAUAUAGACCAUUUGGCCGCUGCUUUCCUUUUAUGCCAUAAUAUUUCUCACGGGAUCAAUUUGCGGAAAUCUCCUGUGUUGCAGUAUUUGUAUUACCUUGCUCAGAUUGGAUUGGCCAUGUCACCACUGAGCAAUAAUUCCCUUUUUCUGGAUUAUCACCGCAACCCAUUUCUGAUGUUCUUCCAGCGUGGCUUAAAUGUUUCACUUUCAACUGAUGAUCCGCUGCAAAUCCAUUUAACAAAAGAACCUCUUGUGGAAGAAUAUAGUGUUGCAGCAAAGGUGUGGAAGCUCACUUCCUGUGACCUUUGUGAGAUAGCAAGAAAUUCGGUAUAUCAAUCUGGAUUCUCGCAUGCAGCCAAGUCGCAUUGGCACGGUAGCAAAUAUUUCAAGAGAGGUCCUGAAGGAAACGAUAUUCACAAGACAAAUGUACCAGAUAUGAGGAUUUACUUCCGACAUGAGACAUGGAAAGAGGAGAUGCAGUGUGUCUACUCAGGGAAGGCCAGGGUUCCCGAAGAAAUAGAUAUUUGAGCGGAAAGAAGCAUUAGAAAGAAGAAAAAGUGGUUCCGAGUACUUUUGGUGCAUAGGAAAACACAAUUCUUAAAUCGAAGAUUGUGUUGUUGAUCCAUGCGUGGAUUAGGCUGGCCAUUUUUAAGGUCAUUUAUUUUUGCCUACAGGUCACGUCUUCAACUCUCAGUUUUAAAGUAAUGUUAGAGCUUGUGAAGAACUCUGGCUACAAUCUCAGUCAAAAUAAUAAGACAGCCAGCCAGUGCAACAUUCUUUUUAAAAAAAUUUCCUGGCCGAGGAAAGUAUACUCAAUGAAGCAAGGCCAGUUUUGUAGUUUUUGGUCAUAGAGAAGAGAACAUGAUCCGAAUUUUCUUUAGCUGGCUACUAAUUUAUGGUUUUGAAUGGCAGGCAUUAUAUGACUGCAAAAUAAUCUGGUUUCCAGAUAUCAAAUAUAUGAAACUGAUUUUCAAUCUGUACAAAGUAAAUGAAAUUUAAAAAAAA
Molecule: messenger RNA, 3310 nt
Organism: Camellia sinensis
Lineage: Eukaryota; Viridiplantae; Streptophyta; Magnoliopsida; Ericales; Theaceae
Product: AMP deaminase
Biological process (GO): AMP metabolic process; IMP salvage
Cellular component (GO): cytosol
Molecular function (GO): AMP deaminase activity
Source: RefSeq, a predicted model, not a curated record